GACGGCAAGUGGAGCCACCACAAUGGUCACCAUUGGCCAUGGGAAUGGUCUUUGGCUCAAGGGAGUGGUAGACUCUACUUCAUCUUCAGCUUUGAGAGCUCGACUCCCUUGGUCUUAUACACUUGGUCUUGUGCACUUACAUCGCUUUUUAUUUUCUUUCUCUUUCUUCACACUGUCGCCUCCUUGCUCCAAAUCCUUUGACCGGUUCCAAGAAGCCUCCAUCGCCACCCUCUUUCUUCCCCAUAGCCACUGCCGCCGCCUCCCUCCUUCCCCGCAGUAACGUUCCUAUUUUUUAGGUAACUGAAGGCAAUUUCUGAUCAUGUCAACCUGACUCGUGAAGCCAGAGGAAGAACAAACAGGAGAUGAUUUGAUCUUUAUAAGAGAUUUUGUUUUAAAGUCAAACGCUUAGUUUGGAUGUGGAUACAAAAGCUUUUUAAUAAUCAAUUGCUGAUUACAAAAACUUUGUACUAAUAGAUACUACAAAUGGAAUGAAGUUUGCUCUAGAGUUUGCAGAGAAAUCCAUACACACACAAAAAAAAAAACAUUUCUAGUUGUUUUGAUGUUCAAAAUCAAGUUAUAACUUUUUUUUUUGAAAAAAGGAAGGGGUAGUUUUUAGGGUAAAGGGUCAGUGUUCACUAACAAUGAGUUCUGUUAUUUAUUCACUGCUGGAGAUGACCAGUAACAAUGACCCUAUGUAUUCUUUUCCUUCCUCUAACCAAUACCCUUACACUAACCCUAUUACUCCUCCAACGUAUCCUUCAAAUUACCAGUACCCAUCUGGAGCAUACUACCUACCACCUCCCCGAACUGCAGUACCCUUUCCUGCACCAUAUGAUCAGCACCACGUCAUGGGUAUGGACCCUUCAGCACGGGCAUUCGUUGGUGCUUGGUAUCCUUCUUGCGGGUAUUGUGCGCCCAUAAUGGAGAUCGAUGUUCAUAUCAAGAAAGAAACCUUGAAGAUCGUGCCCGAUCAAGAAGAUCCUGAAAAAUUUCUUGUUGAAUUCACUUUUGAUGCCUUUGUUGCUUGCAGCAUUACCCUCUCUGUCUUUGAAGAAUUAGGGGAGGACAUGAGUCCAACAAUAGAAGACCUGCUUCCAUCAAUUACAGUGGAUUUCCCACAAGGUUUUGGCCAGAAAUUCAGACAGAAGUCCGGGACUGGAAUUGACCUUAGACUAUAUCGGGUAAAUGAUUACACAGAGGUAUACCAUUUACAAAUUAAGGCACAAAAAAGUCAAUGCAUAUCAGAAGAUGGAAGUAUGGUUAGUGGAAGUAUUAUUUCCCAAUAUACUCUAGCAGAGUUUGAGAAGGAGAAGGAUGAAUGCCAGGUUAGGGUUACAAGCCAGUUCUUAAAGGUGAACAAUGUGGAGUAUGAUAUCGGUAGAUGUGGUAUUUAUUUUUGGAAUGAUCCUGGUGAACAAUAUCGUAAAAUUGGGAAGUUAUUGGUUUCUAAUAUAAAAAUUGGGAUGGGGAGUAGUGGUACGAUUGUAUUUAAGGGAAGUUAUGAUGAUAGGGAAGUUGCUGUGAAAAGGAUUGUGAAGGAACAUUAUGAUGUUGCAAUGAACGAGAUUGCAAAUCUGAAUGCAUGUGAUUGGCAUCCUAAUAUUGUUAGGUAUUAUGGUGUGGAGAAGGAUCAAGAUUUUGUUUAUGUUGCUCUUGAGAAGUGUGUAUGUAGCUUACAUGAUUUGAUAUUGUCACAUGGUAAUUUGGGUGUGCAAUUGGAACCCACAACAGAUGUUUUUAAGGAUUUGAAAUUGUGGAAGCCUAAUGGGUAUCCUUCAUCUACUUUGUUGAAUUUAAUGAGGGACACGGUUAGAGGACUUGCCCAUUUACAUGAACUUAAAAUCAUUCAUCGUGACUUAAAGCCUCAAAAUGUCUUAAUACAAAAAUAUACUUAUAUCUGUGCGAUGGUCUCAGAUAUGGGUAUUAGCAGACGCCUAGCUGCAGAUAAAUCUUCAUUAACCAAAAGCACAACUGGGAGCACCGGGUGGAAAGCACCCGAACGACUACGGAAUGAAAGACAAAGGCGUUCUGGGGAUUUAUUCAGUCUUGGGUGUCUGUUUUCCUUCUGUAUCACUGGUGGUAAACACCCGUAUGGUGAUGCAAUUGAGCGUGAUAUAAAUAUUUUGAACGGAAAGAGAUAUCUAUCAUCCGUAGAAAAGAUUCCGGAAGCCUUUGAUCUUAUCUCUCGUCUCCUAGAUCCUGAUGCAGAAUCCAGGCCAAAAGCCACAGAAGUAUACAACCACCCUCUAUUCUGGGACCCUGAAAAACGUAUCUCCUUCCUUCGUGACUCAAGUGACCACGUAGAACUAGAAGACACUGGUUCUAAUCUCCUAAAAUCACUCAAAGACAUCAAGCAUUACAAGGACUGGAACCAAGAAUUAGACAAAACACUCAUCACAGACAUCGAGCGUUGGAGAGCAUACAACUAUAACAGUGUGCGUUGUUUAUUACGAGCCAUAAGAAACAUAUAUUGUCACUAUGGUAAUCUCUCAAAAGCGUCGCAAAUGUUGUUUAAGAAUGACCCCACAGAAGUCGAUGGAUAUUUUAGCCACCGGUUUUCAAAACUUCUUAUGGAUGUGUAUGAAGUUUUGAAAAAGAAUUGUGUGGAAGGUCAGAUUCAUGAUAAGUAUUAUAAACAAUAUCAGUUUUAAGUUUUAUAUUUAUGGAAAAUGUCAAUGUACUUUAUUUCCUGCCCUUAGGCUAAAUGUUGUAGAUAGCAAUGUAUUUUUAUUAAUUUGUGUAUUGUAACA
Molecule: messenger RNA, 2750 nt
Organism: Lactuca sativa (garden lettuce)
Lineage: Eukaryota; Viridiplantae; Streptophyta; Magnoliopsida; Asterales; Asteraceae
Product: serine/threonine-protein kinase/endoribonuclease IRE1b
Biological process (GO): mRNA processing; protein phosphorylation; IRE1-mediated unfolded protein response
Cellular component (GO): IRE1-TRAF2-ASK1 complex
Molecular function (GO): ATP binding; RNA endonuclease activity; protein serine/threonine kinase activity
Source: RefSeq, a predicted model, not a curated record